AUGGACUGGGAGGACGGCGGAUACUGCGUAACGGACAAGCCGCAUCCCAGGGGGGAGAUCCUCGUGUCAGGCCCCACCGUCGCAAAGGGCUACUUCCGCCUUCCGGAGGUGACGCAGGAAGCGUUCAUCGAGAAGGAGGGUCAAGUGUGGUACAAGACGGGCGAUAUCGGCCAGAUUGACGAGACGGGGGUUCUGCGCAUCAUCGACCGCAAGAAGGAUCUGGUGAAGCUGCGAGACGGUGAAUUCCUCUCCUUGGGCGACGUCGAGACCAAACUGAAGACGCAUCCUGUGAUCGAAAAUAUUUUUGCGCUAAGGAAGUUUGUAGAAAGCCUCAAGCUGGACAGCAAGCGCGACUUCGAAAGUCUCACUCAAGACCCUGCCGUGGUAGCCGCUGUGCUAAAGGAGCUGCAGGCCCACGGCAUGAAGCAGGGACUUCGUAUGCGGGACCUUCCUGUAGGCCUCUUCCUGAACACCAAGCCGUGGACCCCGGAGACGGGCCUUGUGACGGCGGCGUUUAAGAUCCGGAGGCAAGCGCUCGUGACAUACUUCAAGGAACACAUAAAUGCUCUCUAUAACAGGUAUUAA
This is a messenger RNA of Penaeus indicus, 585 nucleotides long. Its product is annotated as long-chain-fatty-acid--CoA ligase 4-like. The coding region runs from base 1 to 585 and encodes 194 amino acids. The record is from RefSeq and is a predicted model, not a curated record. Gene Ontology annotation, biological process: long-chain fatty-acyl-CoA metabolic process; long-chain fatty acid metabolic process; neuron differentiation. Lineage: Eukaryota; Metazoa; Arthropoda; Malacostraca; Decapoda; Penaeidae. Gene Ontology annotation, molecular function: palmitoyl-CoA ligase activity. Gene Ontology annotation, cellular component: plasma membrane; lipid droplet; endoplasmic reticulum. The transcript is spliced from 2 exons.